Molecule: messenger RNA, 1535 nt
Organism: Rhodofomes roseus
Lineage: Eukaryota; Fungi; Basidiomycota; Agaricomycetes; Polyporales; Fomitopsidaceae
Product: DnaJ-domain-containing protein
Exons: 5
Coding region: 102-1424 (440 amino acids)
Biological process (GO): cellular response to misfolded protein
Cellular component (GO): endoplasmic reticulum membrane
Molecular function (GO): Hsp70 protein binding
Source: RefSeq, a predicted model, not a curated record
GUGUGCAUCUCCACGUCUCCGCGCCGUGCAGCCACCGCCCUCACCCGUCCUCCUCCCGCCGCUGAGCUCGGCCUACCCAGAGGCCGCCCCUCCCCAGCACAAUGGAGAGCAACAAGGACGAAGCACUCAAAUGCCUCGCAAUCGCCCAGAGACGCAGGGGCGCGGCCGACCUCGCGGGCGCACGCCGCUUCUGCCAGAAGUCUCUCGCGCUCUUCUCGACCCCCGAGGCGACCAAGCUGCUCGAACUCAUCGACGCCGACUCCGCCGAGGCAUCGUCGUCCAGCUCCAGCGCAGGCUCGAGUUCCAGCGCGGGCCAGCCGUUUGCGUCGUCGGCGGAGGCGCACCCGUCUGCGGCGGGCGCACGACACCGGCAUAACGGGUCUGCUGCGGGGGCGGGCCCAAAGACGAAUGGGGACGCCAAGAAGGCUGAGGAGGAGAAGAAGCGGGAGUAUACGCCGGAGCAGGCUGCGGUGGUCAAGCGGGUGCGGGCGUGCAAGGUUACAGAGUACUAUGAGAUCCUUUCAGUGAAGAAGGAUUGUGAGGAGGCGGAUAUCAAGAAGGCGUACCGCAAGCUGGCGCUUUCGUUGCACCCUGACAAAAAUGGCGCUCCAGGAGCAGACGAAGCUUUCAAAUUGGUAUCAAAGGCAUUCCAAGUGCUCUCAGAUCCGCAGAAGAGGGCCGCCUACGAUCGCCACGGCUCAGACCCAGAAUCACGCUUCAGCGGCAUGUCGUCUGGUGGUCGUGCACCACCAGGCUUUGCAACUAAUGGGUUCGGAGGUGGCGGAUUUGAGGGUGAAAUCAGCCCUGAGGAGCUGUUUAAUAUGUUCUUCGGUGGCGGCGGUGGUCCAUUUGGGGGUGGCGGAUUUGGCGGGGGCCCUGUCUUCUCAGCUUCGUUUGGCCCCGGUGGAUUUAGAACGACGAACGUCCGGACCAACACGCGACAAGCACCACCACAAGCUGCAGAGCAACGAUCAACCUUCGUCCAAUUACUCCCGCUCAUCCUCCUAUUCGCGGUCUCUUUCCUCAACUUCCUCCCCAAUUUAUUCUCCGCACCCAGCACUCCGGACCCGCGUUUCUCGUUCUCGCCAUCGCUGCGGUACAACAUGGAGCGGCAAACGAGCAACUACGGCAUCAAGUACCACGUUAACACGGCCGAGUUCUCAGGACACCCGAUCGCCGCUGAGGUGGCGCGCAACGGAGACAAACGCGGGCCCGAGCUCAGCAGGUUCGAGAAGACGGUCGAGCAGCUGUUUACGCAGGACCUGUACGCGCAGUGUCAGCGCGGGCUGGACCUGAAACAGCGGAGACGGGACCAGGAGCUCGGGAUGUUCGGGCUCGGGACGGACUGGGAGAAGGUGAAGAGGAUCGAGGCGGAGCCGGUCCCGAGUUGUGAGCAGCUCAAGACUAUGGGUCUCAUCAAGUAGGUGAUGGACAUGCGUGUAAUGUAUCGGGACUGGCAGGAUAUAGACCACCGUCGUACUCAUUGGCCGUUUACUUAUUGCUCAUGUCUAUGUUCAUGCAUUUGGUGACUUCAU